AUGCAAUUACUAUUUUUUUGCGCCAUUUUGUCGUUCGCUAUUUUGUCGGCGCCAUUUUGUCGGCGCCAUUUUGUUUGGAAAUUUGCGCUUUUUUUGUUGUUCGCUAUUUUGUCGGGAAGUUUCUGCGCUGUUUUAUGCCAUUUUGUUGGCACUAUUUUGACGGAUGUUAUUCUCGAGGAUCUAACAGUGAACAUUGUGGAUCAAUCAUGCUACGAAGUUUCAGAAGAAGGAUUGAGAUUGAUGAAGUUAACCGAUCUCGAUGAAUUGUGGACACAUAUUUUUUACAAAAAGGCUGGCGUUGAUAAGUUGAACUACAUGAAAGAAACUGCUCGUUUUGAAGAUUGGGACACAAGUGACGAAAGCUUGACCACAAACGAAAUGAGGCAAAUUUUUGAGAUAACGACACGCCUGCUGCUGAUGGUCCUCAUUAAACACUGUGGACUCACCAAAUCAUUCAUCAAAUGGAAUGCUGAUAGUCACGUAUUGCCCGAUGCACUAAAGAACGUAUUCAGACAGGUGUACAAACUGAGAUCUGUGCUUUGGGUGCAUUACAAAUUCAUUGAAGACGAACCAGCUACCGCCAAUGCCCAAUCGUUCAGGAAGCAGCGCCACGUCAUCAAAUCCCUACUCUUCCUGCUCAUCAUUGUUAAUCCAACUGUCGUCGGUUAG
Messenger RNA from Helobdella robusta, 669 nucleotides. RefSeq lists its product as hypothetical. Bases 1 to 669 code for a protein of 222 amino acids. NCBI's taxonomy places the organism in Eukaryota, Metazoa, Annelida, Clitellata, Rhynchobdellida, Glossiphoniidae. The transcript has 5 exons. The record is from RefSeq and is a predicted model, not a curated record.